Messenger RNA from Aspergillus bombycis, 1824 nucleotides. RefSeq lists its product as uncharacterized. Gene Ontology annotation, biological process: positive regulation of transcription by RNA polymerase II. The transcript has 5 exons. Gene Ontology annotation, molecular function: zinc ion binding; DNA-binding transcription factor activity, RNA polymerase II-specific; transcription cis-regulatory region binding. Bases 1 to 1824 code for a protein of 607 amino acids. Gene Ontology annotation, cellular component: nucleus. The record is from RefSeq and is a predicted model, not a curated record. NCBI's taxonomy places the organism in Eukaryota, Fungi, Ascomycota, Eurotiomycetes, Eurotiales, Aspergillaceae.
AUGCUUCUCCAGUUUUUCGCCUCCGGGCCCCACUCCGGACAAUUAUUCAUUUUUGGGGUGCGGAGGCUCGACGUCCUCUUUUCGGCGACCCUUCUCCAUAAUCUUGCAGACAACAACAACACCGUCAACGCGCUAUGCCGCCCAGCAGACCAACUCCGGCCAAACAAAAACGUGUCCGUACGGGAUGUUGGACAUGUCGUCGGCGGAGAAGGAAGCGACGAAGGAAAACCUCGCUGUGAAAAUUGCGAGGCGAAGGGUUUUUCGUGUCGGUAUGGCGCCGAUCUUACCUUUGUAUCCGUGCCAAACCCACGGAUCCAGUCCCCCAAAGGGCCGGCUACUAGGCUAAAUUAUAACACGAUCGAAUUUAUUGAUGACCGCCCAGCGACGUCAGACAUCACAUCGAACUGUGGACCUUGUACAAAUGGCCAGGGGACUGACACGGGACCAGUUCCGCCUGCGAGUGCUUCCCAAAGCGCUAUCAUCGAACAACCGGCUCAACAGGCCACUGCUGAGCAUGUCGACAGUGAAGAAUUCAACCGACCUGCAUAUCCUUCCGGCGUGGAUGCCGAUAUCUCCCGGGAGUCCACUUUUUCGGAUUCUAGUACUGCCUCCCAGCUCCAACAGAACCGGGGUACCGUUGCCAAGAGUCGGGCUCUGGCGUACGCUUCGGGCAAUUGCAGCUCUAGCUCCCGAUUUCCCAUCACCAGCAACCCGGUUCAUCCCAUCCCGACCAGUGGAGUCGAUGAGAUUGGCCUACUGCGUUACUUUCGCUACCAUCUGGCCCCAUGGAUUGAUAUCGGAGAUCCCGACUGCGGUUUUGAGAUCCAGGCAUUGCUCCUUGCAAAAACUGAGCGACCACUGUUGGCUGCCAUCAUGGCGCUUGCCUUGACUCAUUCUUCACUUCAGCGGCAUGGAAACGCCAUCGGUGUGAGUGCUACAUUGCAGGACGAGGCGGAACGUGGACUCGCCCUCGCGGACGAUCCGAUCAAGUCAAUGGGACUAGCCCUCUUGAUGUUGCACGACUUCUUCCUCUCCCAUCCGCGACAAUGGCGGGACUUUCUACGAGCUCGUACUCGUGGAUUGAGUAGUCUUGAUUUUGCAAGUACCCCACAGGGUGUGCUAAACCAGCCCUGGUGGCUACUCCACUCUCGAAUUGAUCUUGCUGCCGGCAUCAUUAGUGCAAAAGCGCCAUUGAUGUCAUACCGCUCCCAAUUACUACCUGAUGGCCCUUUCCCCCUAGUGCCACAACAACGACCGUCCAAAUGGGUCUUCUUGCGUGUUUUGCUUCUUUUAGCGGACACUUUGUCCCUGGCCUUCAGCCAGAUGAUACAGUAUCCCCAAGUCCCGAACGAAUGGUACCACAACCGCCAUGUGGAGAUGCGGCCGGUUCUAGACAUUCGUGGUGUGGAGGCAGAUGAGAUUAAUUCUGGGAACUGCUCAUCUUGUCCUAUUCUUAUCUACACGUCACCUCUUGCCCUUUUGGCCAACAUUAUCUACCACAUAUCUUCAUUCCUCUUACUUAUUCACAGGCCAAGGCUACUGAAGACGAUCGCAGGUCCGAGACGUUUCGCCUCGCGCAUCUGGCACGCGCAAGCCAUCACAGGAAUUGCUACGAGCAAUGCGUUCAAGGAGCAGUGGGAUCCGAUCCUGAUCGCUAGUCUUCUUACCAUAGCACCAGAGAUGACCCACACAUCGCAGCAAUCAAUCCUACUCGACCUACUUGGUAGUAUUGCUACCACCACUGGAAUUAAGCUAGAUUCUGAGAUAGACGACUUGCGAUCGUGCUGGAACAUUUCACAAUACGAUGAAGACGCGGUAGAGUGA